Molecule: messenger RNA, 2691 nt
Organism: Trichomonas vaginalis G3
Lineage: Eukaryota; Parabasalia; Trichomonadida; Trichomonadidae
Product: antigen BSP-related family
Exons: 1
Coding region: 1-2691 (896 amino acids)
Source: RefSeq, a predicted model, not a curated record
AUGCUAAAAACUAUCUUCAUAUCACAGCUUUUAAAAAGAAAUAUCCAAUUAGAUGGAUACACCUCAUCAGGAACAACAAUUCAACUCACUGAAGCUGCCGAUUUCACACGUGAAACCGAUAUUUCGGAUUAUAUUUCCAAAAACUCCAUUGUAGCAAUGACCAUUGGAGGUGAUAUUACCAAUAUACCAUAUACUGGUGGCUAUAAAACAUUUCAGCUUGUAAAAACCAUUACUAUUAACUCACCAAUUGCACAAAUUGCUGAACAUGCCUUUCAAUUUUCAUUGAAUCUUGAAGAAAUAGUACUUAAUCAGCAAAUAACCACAGUUUCCAGAUUCGCAUUCUCUCAUUGCGAGAAAUUAAAGACUAUAAAUUUAGAUUUUGUCAACAAUAUCGAGUUUGCAGCCUUUGAACACUGCUAUGCAUUAGAGUCCAUAACAGUACACAGUUCAUUAAACAUUGGCGAUCACGCAUUUAGGUUCUGCACAGCUCUGAAAACGAUCAAUAAUUUCGAAACAGAAACAUUCGUUCUAGGAAGACUUUGCUUCUACGGAUGCACGAGUUUAGGCAUCAAGAAGAUCGGAACCAACUUUGAACCCUCGAAAUCCGAUACUCAACCGUUCAUUAAAACCGGAAUUACGACAUUAAUAAUCAAUACUAACAGAAAGAUAUUAUUCUGCAACAGUGCAAGUCUUACAACAGUUGUAUUCUCAGAUACAAGUCGUGUUACAUCGAUUUAUCCACAUACAUUUGAAAACUGCACAAGUUUACAAACAGUUACAUUCAACAAUGAAUUAACUGCGAUUCAAAGACUUGCAUUUGCAAAUACAGCAUUAACAACAAUCAAUUUAAUGAAUGUUAUUAUAUUAGAACCAUUAGCAUUCUACAAAUCCGGUGUUCAAGAGAUAAUUUUCAACAAAAACAUUCAUAUAAGAAAAAUGUGGGAAUUCGAAAAAGUUAUUCCAAGUAACAACGAUGUUUAUGCCGAAUACGAUGAUGUAUAUGUUAUUGAUGAUAGAUACACAGCGAUUACGUUUGAUCCAACACAAUACAUGGAAAUCGAAUUCAAGAAAGAUUUCAGACCAUUAGAAAAAUAUUCAGCAACAAGAUUUUGUGUAUUUUUGAAUGAAACAAGAUUAUCAAAGAUCAAAUUAACAAGUUCCGUUUCACAGUUUGAUGCAUCAAUGUUUGCUAAUUGUACUUUGAAUUUAUUUGAUAUCGCAGGAAACAGUAAUUUCUUGUAUGAAGAUGGUUCUUUGUAUUCAUCAACGAAGAAAGAAUUAUUAUGUAUUGUUACUAAACAAGAUUUAGUUGAAUACACUGUUCCUUCAUCUGUAGGAAUCAUUGGUCCAUUUGCUUUGACAUUUAAUCUAACAAUCAAAACAAUAUCUGUUUCUUCAUCAGUUGUUCAAUUUGAUUAUGCAUUUGGAAAUCUUUUUAAUAUGGAAAACAUCACAUUCCAAGGUUCGAUUUCUGAAAUUCCUGAUGGAUGUUUCUUCUGUUGCCAUUCACUCAAAAACAUAAUCAUUCCAUCAACUAUUACAUCAGCAGGUGAUGUAUCAUUCGCUUUCUGUUAUUCACUUGUUAAUUUGAUGUCGAAUUCAUUUGAAAAAAUUGGAAAAGGUUGUUUCGUUGGAUGCCACAAAUUAAUUUCUGUUGAUUGCUCAAAGAUUGAAAACUUGAAUGAGUUUACUUUCUAUCUUUGUUUAGGAAACACCACAUAUACAUUUGGUGACAAAUUAGUUAUUAUUUCGAAGAACGCAUUCUUCAUGUCAUCAAUAACAUCAUUCACUUGUCCUGCAAAUGUCAUUUCUAUUGAACAGCAGGCAUUUUCUCUCUGCAAGAAAUUGACAUCAGUCACAUUGAACUCCAAUUUAGUUCGAAUUGGAAAUGAAGCAUUCUCAGGAAGUGGUGUUAAAAACAUCCAAAUUCCAAAUAGUGUGAGAUCUAUCGAACAAACAGCUUUCGAUAACUGCAAGAAUGUUUCAUUUUCAUUUGAAUCAGGUGGUCAUCCAUUAUUUGAUGUUGACAAAAACUGUUUCAUUUAUAAAGCAACAGGAAACCUUUUGUUCACAUUUGGUGAUACAUAUUAUAAGUUCACUGUAUCAAACAAAGUCAGAGAAGUUAUGCCAAACGCUUUCCGUUUCAGAACAGUUAAAAGAGAAAGAAAUGAAGGCGGAUUCACUCUUUUCUCAGGUGUAAAUACAUUAGUUAUUCCUGAAGUUGUCUAUGAUUUACAAGACAAUGUAACAUAUAAUCCAUAUGUUAAAAGUGUCUGUCUUGAAGGAGUUCCAAUGCUUAACUUGUAUUUCCCAAUAAGAAUGGAUUUGUCUGUUUUCGUAACUAACAAAUUUGCAUAUGGAUCAUACUACAAUUAUCCACAACUCUUACACGAGAUAUGCAAAGAUACACAUGACUCUCGUGUUGACCCGAGAAGAUAUGAUAGAUUGGAUGGUAUUUAUGAAGGAAACUGCUCAGAUUAUAUCAAUGAUACAUAUAAAUCUGAUGUUUCAUAUGAAGAUGUCAGUGAUCCACUCUUUGGAGGAAACUUCCCUUACAUCAACCAGAAACAGGCAAAAGCUAUUUUCGAAUAUGUUGGUGUUUCUCCUCUUUAUGCUUUCUUAUUUAUUUAUAUCACAGUUAUUACACUUGCUCUAGUAUUUUCUGCUCUUUACAUGACAAGAAACUUAUAA